This is a messenger RNA of Gymnodraco acuticeps, 1449 nucleotides long. Its product is annotated as solute carrier family 22 member 5-like. Gene Ontology annotation, biological process: transmembrane transport. Gene Ontology annotation, cellular component: membrane. The coding region runs from base 1 to 1431 and encodes 476 amino acids. The record is from RefSeq and is a predicted model, not a curated record. Gene Ontology annotation, molecular function: transmembrane transporter activity. The transcript has 11 exons. NCBI's taxonomy places the organism in Eukaryota, Metazoa, Chordata, Actinopteri, Perciformes, Bathydraconidae.
AUGUCAGCGAAGUGCAGUUUCAACAAUGUGGUGAAUGGGAAACAGGAGCAGAGCAGGUGCAGCAGGUACAGGCUGGAUGUUGUCAGAAACCUCUCUGCUCAGGGCUUCAUUCCUGGCAGGGACGUCAACGUCACCGAACUGGAACAGGAGGGCUGUGUGGACGGGUGGAGCUACAGCAAAGACAUCUACCAGUCUACCGUAGUCUCUGAGUUCGACCUGGUGUGCAGUGAUGAGUGGAAGCAGCCGUUCACCGCCACAGUUUACUUCAUUGGAGUUCUUUUUGGAUCCUUUUUCUCAGGACAGCUGUCAGACCGGUUUGGAAGAAAACCUGUGCUCUUUGCAACCAUGGCAGUUCAGACGUUAUUUUCCUUCAUUCGGGUCUUCUCUACUUCGUGGACUAUGUUUACUAUCCUCCUCUUCUUCAAUGGUUUGGGACAGAUGUCCAACUUUGUGGCUGCUUUAGUGCUGGGCGCUGAGAUCUUGACUGGCAAUGUGCGAGUCCUUUACUCAUCGUUGGGCUCGUGUUUAGGCUUUGCCAUUGGUUACAUGAUUCUACCUCUUGCUGCUUACUUUUUGAGGGAUUGGAAAUCUCUCAUGUUGGCUUCGUCUUUAUCCGGCCUGCUUUACCUCCCUCUCGUAUGGUUCAUCCCAGAGUCUCCUCGCUGGCUGCUCUCUCAGGGAAAAGUGGAGGAGGCUGAGGCCAUAGUGAGAAAGGCUGCUAAGUGGAACAAAGUUAAGGUUCCGAAUAUCAUCUUUCGAGAUUACAGUGGUGAUGAGAAAAACGCACAGCCUAUAGAAAAAGCCAAUGUCCUCGACCUGCUGAGGAAAAGCAGCAUGAGAACCACAACACUUAUCUUCUGCUUUGUGUUCUUCUGUUCAACAACAGGAUACUUUGGCCUGUCCCUGAACACAGCUCAGCUUCAUGCUAACCCCUACAUCAGCUGCUUCAUCUCAGCAGCUGUAGAGGUACCAGCCUACAUUUCUAGCUGGCUGAUUCUGCACUACCUUCCCCGCCGACCGUCUGUCAUCUCCUCUUUGCUUCUUGGAGCAAUGCCGCUUUACCUCAUACUAUUGGUGCCUCAAAGUCUACCCAAUCUCUGUAUUGCACUGGAGAUGUUCGGUAAAUAUGCUUUUACCGCUACUUUCUCCCUGAUGUUCACAUACUUGACAGAGCUUUACCCAACAGUGCUAAGGAACACAGCAAUAGGGACGUGCACGACUGUCUCCAGAGUGGGAUCAUGUAUAGCACCUUUUGUAAUAAAGCUGAAUACAUACAUAUUAUAUCUUCCUUAUAUUAUACUGUCGACUCUGGCUGUUGUGGCUGCCAUCGCUGCUUAUUUCCUGCCGGAGAGUUUUGGAAAACCUCUACCUGAAACUAUGACACAGAUGCAUAAGAGAGAAAGGUUUAAGUGUCAAUGCACUGGAAAAUAAACAACAAUACGAUUGGAA